Molecule: messenger RNA, 177 nt
Organism: Anisakis simplex (herring worm)
Lineage: Eukaryota; Metazoa; Nematoda; Chromadorea; Rhabditida; Anisakidae
Source: the annotation of a GenBank genome assembly
AUGAAGAUACUUGAGAAUUUUGGAGUAUUUUGACGUCGUAGAGCGCCCAUCUCAGGCACACUUUCUGGAACUGGAGCGAUUGCAGGAGGGCACUUGCUGGGCGCGAGACGACAGAAUUUGAGCGCGUAUCGUGAUGCGAACAUGAGGCGAGGAAUGGAGUCUGCGUUGAGGGUUCAG